This is a messenger RNA of Spirodela intermedia, 4559 nucleotides long. NCBI's taxonomy places the organism in Eukaryota, Viridiplantae, Streptophyta, Magnoliopsida, Alismatales, Araceae. The record is from the annotation of a GenBank genome assembly.
AUGGCAAACUCUUUGGAUUCUUGGAUGAGGGAGUACAACGAAGCCUCUAAGCUUGCAGAUGACGUUAACAAUGUGAUUUCUGGGAAGGAGUCCUUGCCAACAUCAAGUCCCGAGUCAAAAACCUUUAUAUCUGCAAUACGAAGGAAGAUAACAAUUCUUGGCACUAGAUUAGAUAGCUUGGAGUCCCUUUUGUCAACGCUUCCUAGCCAACAACAAAUGUACGUGUUUUAUGUGAUUUAUCAGCUGUAUUACUGCGAACUUUGUUUUACAAUUAAUCUGUGAUCAUUGUUCUAUGCUUAGUUUUAUAGAUUUUAGCGCAGCUCAUCCCUCUCAAUCUCCUUGGAUUCUCUCGAUUAUAUAAUGUGCUUUUAAUAUAAUGUUAUUUUUGUGCGUAGCCUUACUGUGAUUUUCGGACUUUUUUCCCCUGUAAUUGCUCCCCGUAAUUUUCUAAUUAUUCUGACGUUAUUUUUGCAUGAGUUAUGGAAACUUGUAUGCACUAAAUUAUUGCUCGUGUCAAUUUACUUGCGGCUAACUUUUACAGUUGCUAUAUUUUUUGUGCCAACAUAAAUUGAUCUUCUUCUCUGUUAUAAUUUAUUCUUUCGAUUCAUUAAUGCGAUUUGAUCUGGAACGGUCUUUGGGUUAAAAUGUUGUUGUUGUAGCCAUAAUGAAUUGCAUUAAACUGGCAAGUGGUUGGAAGGCAUUGCCAAGGUUUGCUAUACAUAUGUGGGUUAAAGUGAUAAGGAGUAAUGCCUUGUUCUCCUAGAAGGAUACCUCAUUGCAUGUGGUCUCCUUACAUUCAAACUUGCAGGAACGUGUGGCUAUACACUGAUGGUAUUAUUGGAAUGAUUGUCAAUAAGUUUCAUAGGAUCCUAUGAUAUUCUUUGCAGUCUGUCAUUGGCCUAUUUUUGGUGGCUGAUUUUAUUUUCUUUUCUUAUCUGGGGUGGGGGUGAUGCCAUUAACUGUUGCAUAUUUUCAGUUACUAUUUUGUUGCAUUUCCAUUGUCUACAAGAAGCCUCUUGAUCGCAGGUAAUGGAAAAGUUGUUUUCAUCCGUUCAUAGUUUUCUCAUAUCUUGUCUUGCAUGUUAAGAAUUAUUAUUGGAUAAUCUUUACUGCACACGACUCCUUAGGUUAAGGUAAUGCAGGAGAGUGUGUCAGACAGUUUCGGUGUAAUAGGUGGCUGAAAACUAGUGUUAGGAAACUGUCACUGGGUUUUGGGUACUUUGCUGUUCUAGGGUCAUGUUGCAUUUUGCUUAGAGGAUUCGUCUGAUGAAAUCAACAAAAAACUAAUGUGUUCGGAUUCCAUCCGGUAAGACACUAUUCUUUUGUAGGUGAGCAUGCAUGACUUCGAAAAUGAGGUAAAGAUGUUUCUUUGGGUAGUAAAUCAAGCGGUCAAACAUUUGAUGUGAAAAAUGUCUAUACUUGAAAUGCGAAUUCAAUUGUAACUUUUUAACAUUCAAUUGAGUAGAAAAGUUGGUAUUCAUAUUUGUUGAGAAUAUUGUGCCUGAAAUCAUAUUUGAGCGGAAUCUAAAAUAACGGAAUUUAAUGCUUCUACCUAAGCACCGAAAACAUUUUGAAAAUGUGAAAUUUCUUGAAAUAGUUCAAAAUUCAUAUUGCAUCUCCCAGUUCUUCAUCAUCAAAUGGUUCCAUUUUUUCGCUUGCGGGGACGCUUGUUGUUGCUAACAUAUCCCCGUUCCAGUUACUAGGGAUGGAAGAGAACACUUGUGCUCAUUUUUCUCGAUGUCUUAAUCAUUGCAAGAGUUUCACCCAACAUCCAGAGUUGCAAGAAGAAUGUCUUUCAAGACAUUUAUCUUUUACAUUUGCAAUUUUAUUCUAAAUAUACUUUCGAAAUUUUUAUUAGAUGGGACGGACUGAAGUUUGGGUCUUCAUCAUAUCUUGCUUCUGGCACGAGUUGGCUGAUUCAGAAUAGGGAAAUUGUACUUCUAAGGGAACUUUUCUCAAUUUCUGAUGUGGUGCUUGAGUAAGGCAUCUUUCAUUAGUGGAAUCUAUUGUUUGAAUUAUUUUAUCUCCUAAAAAAGAGAAAAUCCUUCCCAGUCAUGCACUGUGCCUCAACCAAUAUGUUGCCGAGCUCUAGAAGUGUUUUUCAUCUUUCGGAACAUAUUCGUGUCGUGUGUAAGGAUAAUGGUAUUGUUCUAUAUGUGGCCUUGUCUAUGCUUUGCACAAAGAAUAUUACCUUCUUUUUUGCCUGACUUGCACAUGUUUUCUCAUAUGCAGAACUGCAAAAGAGCUGCAUAAGCGUCAAGACAUGCUUGCAAGUUUGAGAUCUAAAGCGAAGCAGUUGGGUUCUACUUUAAAUACGUCAAAAUUUGCCAGCAGGUGAGAACCUUUGUAAGCUUCCUCUGUCUCAGUGUUUUGAUUGUUUUGUCUGGAGAACAUUUCCCUUUAAACUGUGGAUUUGCCACUUGGGGAAUUAUGCUUUUAAUCAAGCGGAUGACCUUUCCAUUGAUCUAACCUUAUCAAAAAAAAAUUGUAAACUUCUGAGAAAUGGGCAUUAAGAUUGGAUUCAUGUUGCAGAGAGGAUCUUCUUGGACCCUCUGGGAAACCUUCCGAUGGCAUAGAGAGGAUUGCUGGACUAGACAACUAUGGUGUUGUUGGACUGCAACGUCAGAUAAUGAAAGGCAUGGCCUCUUCCUUCCUUUGGAGUGCUCACCAUUAAUUAACUUCUUGCCUGGAAAAUCUCCUCUCAGGCAUUUUUUCCGCUCUCAUUUUUCUUUUUUCCUUUACUUUUUUAGAGCAAGAUGAGAAUCUUGAAAAGCUGGAAGUGUCAGUUGUAAGCACAAAACACAUUGCAUUGGCAGUCAAUGAAGAGCUGGAUCUUCACACGAGGCUCAUUGUACUUUUCUUCAUUAUCUCUUUCAAGAUUCUCUAAAAUACAUACAUGGUACUCUUGAUAUACAUACAUUCUCUAAAAUUCCUCUUCUUUCUGACAGGAUUCCUUGGAUCAGCAUGUUGACUCGACCGGCUCACGUCUUCAGGUAUCUCUGUCCUUUUUAGCAUAAUAGGCCACAUUGAAGAUCAUAUAUCACAUUGGAGAAGAUGAACCGCCAAUGAUACAAAGAAAAGAAAAAGUGCGCGUGUAGGUCAUGAACUGCCGUGUUGACCAACUCCAGUAUAAUGAGAGGGAUUGAGAGGGUCAACUUAGUAGCCUCUUCUUAGUUCGGGUUCACGCUAGCCGUGUAUGCCUUUGGAUUCCCUGGACUGGCUAGCUUUGAUUAGAAGGGAGAGAAGUGAGAGAGAUGGGUAAAUCUCUCUGCAUGCAUAUAGAAUAGGCCUUACUCAUAAAAAAAUAAAAUGCCUAGCCAUAAUUUUUCUUUAUGCCACACUGAUUAAUUGUUUUAUAAUUCACCCAUUCCCUUGAAUGUAUUUCAAAAUUGCAUGCUUUGUUUCAAAAGAAGGUAGAAAAUCAUGCGGUUUUCAUAGAUUCCUAUAUUCAUCACGUGGAGCCUGCCCACAGAAUUGAAAGAACAAUAUAUUGAGGUUGGCGUUUCCAUUGAGGGCUUUUUCGUCAUCUUGCCCACAAAUAUCUAUUUGCAUCUAUAUCAGAACUAUAUUCAUCUAUCUUAUUUAGGACUCCCUGUAUAAAAUUUUAUUUACAUGUGAGUGAUCCGGUUUUUAGUCGCCCUUAGACUUCCAGUUUGUAGUUACGGAGACCAUACUGAACUUAAUAUUUUAAAGGUUGCCAUCCAUACCAUCUCCACGAUGUGAUCUUGAUACCAUGAGAAUAUCUUCCCGCAUGAUUCCUUUAUUGAUCUCUUUUUACACCCGGCUGUCUUCCAAUUCUAGCAAAAUUUCUCCCUCUCCCUGGAUUUUCUCGGUAGGUAUCAUUAUCUUACCCGCGACUGUAAUUUUUAUAUGGUGGUUUCAUAUGAAUCGGUGAAAAUAAUUCUGCUAAGGACAAUAAAAAAAGAAAGAGAGGAUGAUCUAUGAUUUUUUUUUUCACAAAAAUGUUUAUUUCUCUCUCUUUAUAUCAGGCAGCCUUGUAACUUCAGCACCCCUCUCUCUCUCUCUCUCUCUCUCUCUCUCUCUCUGGUUUUACAAGCGGGUGGUGUCUUACGCAGUAAAAGCUUGUAAUUCUUUCUCAGGCGAUUUCCCAUGAAUGAAGUGAAAAAAUUAUGCUAGGAAAUAAUUAUAUAUUUUAUUUGAAAAUUUUAUUCAUAAAAAAUGUAUUAUUCUCUCUUUUAGGUCAGGUCACCUUCUGCUUCUUUACGUUUUUCUUUUCUCCCUCUCCAAGAAUUUUCCGAGUGCAUGGGGAUUUCACUUGAAUAUGUGAAAUACCGUGUAGGAAUGCAGCCAAGCACCAUAUCACAGUCGAUAAAUCUUUGAAUGUUCUUUUUAUCGAGAAAAAAAAAAAAAAGGGCCUAUAAAAUCUCCAGCGAGGGUUGACUUUAUGUGGUGGGGCCGACUUGCAGAGGGUGCAGAAGAGGCUGGCGAUCCUCAACAAACGCACGAGAGGAGGCUGCAGCUGCACUUCCCUCUUGCUGGCGGUCAUCGCCAUCGUAAUCCUGGCCGUCACCGCCUGGUUGCUCAUCAAGUACUUGUGA